ACCUCGCCGCCGCAGCUCAGCUCAGCACACGCAGCGCUCGUCCAACUGAAGCCUCCAGCGAGUCGCUCGCGCCUCCCACUUCGUAGGGGAGAGACCAUGGCGCAAGCACCGCCCGUGCCAGCAGCAGCAUGUCGGCGUGUGGCAUUCGCAGACCGUGGGCAGAUCAUGUGAGUCUCGAGCACAAUCGGGCAUGACGCUCUGGGCGCUUGCUUGGGCCCUGCUCUCGAGGUGGCCAGCGCCAAGAAACACGGCAUCGCACAGUCCCAGCACUGCUCGCAGCGCCGCCUCGUCGCCCUCGGAGACAGCCAGCAGCUCUUCGUACUUCACAAGCAAGCUGCUGCGCCCUCGUCUCUUCGGCGCACUCGCUGUCGGCAGCAGCAGCAGUAGCGCCUCUCUGUCUGCCACGAGCGCUCCCGCUGCGACAGCAGGCGCCAGUCGCACGCUCGACGCCACGCUCUCGCCGCGCGCCGAGGCAGCUGCAGCCUUCAGCAAGCCCAAGAAGCACGGCCACAGUCGUUCGGCGUCCGCCAGCAGUGUGCCCUCUACCUCCACUUUCUUGAGCGGCACGCCCUCUUCUCCCUCUGCGCGACGCACAGCACCCAGUGCUCAUCGCGCCGUCUCGAGCUCGCAGCUGCGAGAGACGAAGCAGGGGAGGCCACAAGUCGUGAGACGCACGUCUUUGACGCUGGGCUUGCCGUGGAAGAAGGGCAGAAGGGGUAGUGGCACAAGCGCGACUGCGGCGGCGGAGAAAGGUGGCAGAGUGGAGAUGAGGGAGCGCCUGCGCGACGAAGAUGUGCAGGCGCAGCAGCGACGGCGGACAUCGACUGCCGAUUCGGUAGAGCUGCCCUCGGCGCUGUCGCGAAACGAACGACGACUCGCCUCAGCUUCGACUUCCAGUGAAAGCUCGGCGCUGGGCAUCUUCUUGCCGCCUGCCGUCACUGAGGCACCAGCGCCUUGCGUGCACGCCGCCGCUCAGCACGCCUCUGCCACUCCAAGCGACGUCUACCCAUCGUCUGCCCAUGCUUCGUCAUCCGACGCGCCCGCUCUCGCGCUAUGCGAUGCAUCGCCCGACGCCCACGCCACAUCGGCCGUAGCAGAAGAAGAAGCCGACUUCGCCGAGCUUCUCGCCUCCUCUUCUCCUUCCGCCGGCAUCUUUCUCGAUGCUUCUUCGGACCUGCCUUCGUCGCCUGCGCUCUCGCCAUUGCCUAUGCCGGCUGCAGCGGCGAUGCUGCGCACUGGCAGUGCGGUCAGACCGACGGCCGUGCGCAAGCCGCUGGCGUUGGGCAGGGAAGAGGAGUCGAUCGAUGCGCUGCCGUCGCCGAUCGCUCCGACGCCGAGAGCAGAGGAAGCAGCGCCUCGGCAGAUCCAGACGCCGCAGCCACAGGCGCAGCAGACGCAGCCGCAGCAGCCCGUCGAGAAGACGCUGCGCGUUCCGCCUAUGCGGCCCGGACAUGGCGAGGAAGUAGUCAGUGGGACGUGCGUGUGCGACGAUUGCGAAGCGUUGCUGCUCCUCGGUCUCAAGGACGACUACCACGCGCACUGGUCCCGCGGAGCUCGGCGCAAGUAUCUCGCGGACAGAGCACAGCGGCGCAUGCUGGCGCGCCAGAGUCUGAGCGCGGCACAGCAAUUGGCAGGGGAAGAUGUGCCGCACAGCGCAGGUGCCAGUAUUGCUUCUGCGUCGCUCGACUCGCCUGCCAUGCGCAUGGAGGCACUGCCGAAAGGCACGCAGGCUGCGCCGGAGGAUGGAGCUGCGAAGGCAGCGCUCGCGGCGGCGCAGAGGACGGAGAAAGAGGCCGAGGAAGAGAAGGCCGAGACGGACGCACAUGUGCCUUGCACUCCGGGCCUGCUCGAUGCGGCGCGCCUCAAGACCGACGAGGCCUCCUCUCGAGCCACGCCGGCACGACCUACACCACUCGUCACCACUCCCUCCGCGCAAGCCUUACUUCUGCAAGAGCUUUCCCUACAGCGCACCUCCUCUUCCUCCUCCGACAAUUCCGGCACCGAGCUCGACGACGAGCUUCUCGCCGAGAUCCUCGCCGAAGCGUCGGUACGACCUUUGCCGCCCUCCUUGCCCUGCAGCCCAACUUCGGCAUUUGGACUCGCGAGAGGACCGUCGCCUGGAGCUGGAGCGCAGAGGAUGGGAGCCAGAGCGAUGUUGAGACAAUUGGAGGCGGCGGAGAGAGAGGAGGAAAAGGCGAGCGCGUGCAGGCGCCAUGAGGAGCAAGUGAGGAAGAUGGGAGCUGCGGUGGCGGAGGGCCUUUGUAGACCAUGGACGCCUCCAGUGCGCAUUGGCUCUCCAGAAGCAGCUCGACAGCGCAACGGAUCACCUCUGCAUCUCUCGAUUCCCGCCACUUCCACAAGUCCACCUCCUGCUCGAGUCCCCUCACCCGGCCUGCUCUCCGGUCUUCGCGCUCCCUCUCCUCUCCACUCGCGCACGCCUUCGCCUCUCGGGCUUGCCGUGCCUGAAGGCAUGCCUCACCCUUCGCGCACGCCCUCGCCCCGCCUAGUCUUGCCCUCUUCGCCUCCUCUGCGCGCCGCUUCGCCCCAUCAAGCGUUCCACGCCCUCAUUGCCGCGCCCGACGUGCCUCACUUGCUCGCCAUUUCCGAACGAGAUGCGCCGGAUGAAGAAGAGGAACAAGUGCUGCCGCCCCUCUCUGCGAUUCAGAGACGGCCAAGUCCAAGGCCGACACUGCAAGGCGGCACGAUCGCACGCCUGCAGUCGCCUCCUCCGAUGACGACGACGACGACGACGCCGCCGCCGCUUCGGCCCGCCUCGCCGCCUGUCAUCUCAGCAGCGACACGAGCAGCGGCAGACCGCCUGCCCUUGCAGCCUCAGUUGCAGACACAAGGCUUGACGCUUCAACGCCCGAGCAUGCAGUCUCGUCACUCUUCCUCGUCGUCUGUCGACACGCGCCGUCGAUCGUCGAUGGGCAGCAGUGGCGCACAUGGUGCGGCUGCUCCUACCGCGUCAACGGCAAGCAUGAGCAGCAGCAGUAGCGCCGGCGGCGGCGGCGCAAGCGCGGGCUUCUUCGCAGCCAUGGCGCCCGCGGCCGGUCUGGGCGUCGGCAGCGUCGGCGUUUCCUCAACUCGACCGACGCCCCAUCAUCACGCCACGUCUUCCUCGCCGGCCUCGUCGCCCGACGAGGAGCGCAAGCCGCAGCUGCAGCAGAGACGCACGAGUGCAUCGUCGAGCGGCACGGGCACGAGCAAGCGCAAGUCGACGGAUGGAUUGAGAGGCUUGGUGGCUAGACUGCGACAGUAGGCCCCGCCUCGCCUCGCCCCUAUCUCCGCCGGCGCUUUCUGCUCUUCGACGCCCGUCUCCCCCCCCC
Tilletiopsis washingtonensis is the source of this 3329-nucleotide messenger RNA. RefSeq lists its product as hypothetical. NCBI's taxonomy places the organism in Eukaryota, Fungi, Basidiomycota, Exobasidiomycetes, Entylomatales. The record is from RefSeq and is a predicted model, not a curated record. The transcript is spliced from 5 exons. The coding region runs from base 191 to 3262 and encodes 1023 amino acids.